This is a messenger RNA of Fulmarus glacialis (Northern fulmar), 1171 nucleotides long. RefSeq names its product E3 ubiquitin-protein ligase RBBP6-like. The record is from RefSeq and is a predicted model, not a curated record. NCBI's taxonomy places the organism in Eukaryota, Metazoa, Chordata, Aves, Procellariiformes, Procellariidae. The transcript has a single exon. The annotation marks the transcript as partial.
GUCCAAGUCUCCCUAUAAUGCUUCAUCUUACUCUACAAGUUCGUAUACCUGCUCCACAUCAAGAUCAGGUUCUUCCCACUCUUGCUCUUACUCUUGAUCAUUUAGUCGUUCCCAUUAUCGUUCCUACUCGCGAUCGCCGCUGUAUCCAAGAAGAGGCAACGGGAAGAGUCGUAACUAUCGUUCUAGGUCAAGGUCACGUGGUUAUCACCAUUCAAGGUCAAGGUCACCCCCAUGCAGAAGAUGCCAUUCACGGCCAAGGUGUCCAGUAUUUAGAGACCAGUCUCCCACUAAACAGACUAUAACUCAAGGGGAAGGAGGAAGGGAGUAUUUGAACAGAUACAGAGAAGUUCCACCAUACGAUAUGAAAGCGUACUAUGGCAGAUCUGUUGACUUUAGAGAUCCAUUUGAAACGGAAAGAUACAGAGAAUGGGAAAGGAACUAUAGAGAAUGGCAUGGAAAGUUUUACAAAGGCUAUGCUGUUGGCGCUCAACCUCAACCUCCAGUAAACAGAGGGAACUUUUCUCCAGAUAGGUUUGGCCCACCUGGGACCAGACAAGAGAAUUCACCAUAUGCUCGGGGACGUAGGGAGGAUUAUCCUGGUGGGCAGAGCCACCAAAAUCACAAUAUAGCUGGAAAUGACCCUGGAAAACCUUCUGAAAAGGAAAGCCAUGGCAUCAAGGAUCCUACAAAAUCAAAAGAGGAGGAGGUGGAAAAUCCACUGGGAGAUGGAAAGGGAAAUAAACAUAAAAAACACCAGAAGAGAAGAAAAGGGGGUGAGAAUGAAGGAUUUCCCAAUGCUGAGUUGUUAGAAGGUGUGAGAAAACCAAGAGAGCCAGUUACAGCAGAAGACGUUAAAACGGACUCCCUGUUCAUGCUCCCAAGCAGAGAUGAUGCCACCGCUGUGAGAGAUGAGCCUAUGGAAGCAGAUUCUAUUGCUUUCAAACCGGUAUCUGAAAAGGAGAAAAAAGAGAAGGAUAAGCCAAAAGCAAAAAUUUGCAAGACAAAGCGGAAAGUAGAAGUGGCUGUUCCUCCUAAGAAAGACAAUAUAAUAAAACCAGCUAAAGCUUCCCAAGAGAAGGUGGACACCGAUCGUGAAAAAUCUCCUCGAAUGGAACCUCCUGUGAAGAAAAUGAAGGAGGAGGAGCCAACCUUAAUUAGUUUAUAUUCUUAA